This is a messenger RNA of Arctia plantaginis, 1122 nucleotides long. Lineage: Eukaryota; Metazoa; Arthropoda; Insecta; Lepidoptera; Erebidae. The record is from the annotation of a GenBank genome assembly.
AUGCAUCACAUUGUACAUAUAGCGUACACGUGGGACUGUGUUGCUUUUCAGUAUAAGAAACAAGAAAGAAUAGAAACUGAUGCAAAUCCCAUCCUUGGCGUGGCAACAUUCACCUACGAGAUUUUUGAUGACGGAACCGAGGUACCCGUCUGCCUCACACAAGCCGACACCUUCUGGUCAGCUCUGUUCUUCAUCCUCACUAUCGCCGUGUUCUUCAUAGUUCCUCUUGCAGUUCUCCUCGUUCUGUACAGUGUCAUCGCCAAAAACCUCAUGGAAAAUCCCGUUAUCAUUGCACAGAACAGCAAAAAUACCAGCAAUACGGGAAACGUUGUACGAUAUAGGAAACAAGUCAUCCUCAUGCUAGGGACCGUUGUCUUAUCAUUCUUCAUCUGCCUCCUUCCAUUCAAAGCACUCACGCUUUGGAUAAUCGUAUUUCCACCAGAGACAAUAAUGUCAUUAGGUAUAGAUGGUUACUAUAUACUUUUAUAUUUUUGUAGAGUGAUGCUGUAUUUGAAUUCGGCAAUCAAUCCAAUAUUAUACAAUUUGAUGUCGUCUAAAUUUAGAGAAGGUUUUGUAAAGUUAUUAAGGAUAAAUAAGUUAAUGAGGUGUAGUCGAAGCUUGAGGGAGACAAUGCAAAGAAGGGACACAUUUAAUACAACCAUAUCAACAGGAUUUUCUAGCAGUCAGAAUACUUCUGAAUCUUUUUGGAGAAGAUACAGUAAUAGAACGUCGUCGCUAAAGUAUUUUGUUAAAAAAGAAAGUAAAAAGAUCAAAGAAGAAAAUGUGAAACAAAUGAAAGUAGGCGAAAUAAUAAAUGUUGAGAACACAAGACGUAACAGUAUGAAAUUUGUUGCUGCUUUUAAUGAAACAUAUAAUGACACAUGUGCUGAGGUACACAAUAAUCAUUGUUCUAACGAACUAUUAUCAAUAGAUACUGCUAAUGAGAACAAUAAACAAAUACAAAUAUUAAAUUUAGAUGUAAAAACUAACAAUGUUUAUUCUAUUACUUUAGAUGUAAGUGACUCGGUUGAGGGAAGAAAUAAAUUUGUUUGUAUACCAACACUUGAUAAAGAAAAUAAUAUAUUUAUAUACGACUACAAAACUAAAGAGAGCUUUGUAUGA